AUGUCCGGUGAAAUGGAAGUCGACCCUCCGCUCUCCCCAGAGCCGCAGCAGACCAGAUCUGGAUCAGAGCCACGUACUCGCGCUUCAGCUGCAGCAGUGCGCAGCAUUGAAGGGUGGAUCAUUAUUGCGACGAACAUACAUGAAGAGGCUUCAGAAGAGGAUGUUACAGAUCUAUUCGCCGAGUACGGGGAUAUCAAGAAUUUCAACCUAAAUCUUGAUCGAAGAACGGGUUACGUGAAGGGCUAUGCGUUAAUUGAAUAUCCCACCCUCCCCGAGGCAGAGGCAGCUAUCAAAGCCCUGCACGGCGCAAAAUUGCUUGAUCAAACGAUUGAAGUCGACUUUGCAUUCGUACGGCCUCCUCCGUCUUCCAAGGGAAAGUCUGGUGGCGGCCAGAACUCCAGCCGUGGGCGUGGUGGUAAUAGAGGACGAAGUCGAAGCCGUGAAAGAAGCCGCAGCCCGGAGGGCAAUAACGACAGAUCUUAG
Molecule: messenger RNA, 483 nt
Organism: Trichophyton rubrum CBS 118892
Lineage: Eukaryota; Fungi; Ascomycota; Eurotiomycetes; Onygenales; Arthrodermataceae
Exons: 2
Coding region: 1-483 (160 amino acids)
Biological process (GO): RNA splicing
Cellular component (GO): exon-exon junction complex; nucleus; cytoplasm
Molecular function (GO): mRNA binding
Source: RefSeq, a predicted model, not a curated record